Phasianus colchicus (ring-necked pheasant) is the source of this 1912-nucleotide messenger RNA. RefSeq names its product apoptosis enhancing nuclease (gene AEN). Gene Ontology annotation, molecular function: exonuclease activity; nucleic acid binding. Gene Ontology annotation, cellular component: nucleus. NCBI's taxonomy places the organism in Eukaryota, Metazoa, Chordata, Aves, Galliformes, Phasianidae. The record is from RefSeq and is a predicted model, not a curated record.
GUCACGUCAGAACUUGCCCGGGCAUGUGAAUGCGGCGGCUUCCGGGCCGGACACGUGGGAGCUGUGCCGGCCUGCAGUGGGCCUGUCUCCAGGAAAAGGCCAAAUGACCCCGCUGCUGCUCCCCAAAGCCUCUGUGCCUACCCCAAAACGCACCCAUGGUCCCGCCGGGCCCCCCAGCCCUAGGAUGAUGCCGCAGGGUCCCGGCAGCAAGAAGAGGAGCCGCAGGCACCAGCGCUUCAUGGAGCGGCGGGCUCUGCUGGAGCAGAGGGGGCUGCUGAGACCCCGCCGUCGGUUGGGCACUCAGGGACCCCUGGGUGGGCACAGCAAUGUAACACCACGUGGCUGGAAGGUCUCCAAGCUGGGGCUGUCCGUGUCACCAUCCACCUCCCCGGACAGCACUGUGGGUCGCUGCUCCAGGACGUCUGUGGGUAACACCAUCACAGGGAUCCAGCCGUGCCUCCCACGUCCCAACAAGUACGUGGCCAUUGAUUGUGAGAUGGUGGGCACGGGCCCCCGGGGCAGGCAGAGCGAGCUGGCACGGUGCUCCAUCGUUAGCUAUGAUGGAGACGUCAUCUAUGACAAGUAUGUCCUGCCCCUGCUGCCCAUCGUGGACUUUCGAACCCGCUGGAGCGGCAUCACCAGGCGGCACAUGGAGAGCGCCAUCCAAUUUCGGGCUGCCCAGGAGGAGAUCCUGAAGAUCCUGAAGGAUAAGAUCGUGGUUGGGCAUGCCAUCCACAAUGACUUCCAGGCCUUGAAGUACUUCCACCCAAAGGAGAGGACGCGGGACACCAGCCGUAUCCCACUGCUCAACCAGAGGGCCGGGCUGCCACCCGGCACCAAUGCCUCUCUUAAGAGCCUGGCCAGACACCUGCUGCAGAAGAAGAUCCAGGUGGGCUGCAAAGGGCAUUCAUCAGUGGAGGAUGCACGGACAGCCAUGGAGCUGUACAGACUGGUGGAGGUGCCAUGGGAGGCAGAGCUGGCUCGCAGCCAGCCCCCCCGUCCCCCCAGCCCCACAGACCCCAUCACUGACAGCCACCAAUACAUGGAUGACCAGUACUGGCCCCAGGACCUGAUGGCGGGCACCCUGUGACCAGGGACAGCACUCUCUGUCCGUGGUGUUGGGGAUAUCCCUGUGCCUUCACAUCUCAGGUGUGGAGGGACACGUGGGGUCCUGGUGCCACCCUGGAGGAGCGCAGUGGUGGAGUGGGGCUCUUAGGGCACCUCCGAUGCCCUCCAAGAGGAUGCCCUCCCUGCUGUCAUCUUGCUGCUAAUGGUGGGAGAGCUGAGGCGAGUGGUUUCUCUGAAGGUUCUGUGGUCCAUGCUGUGCAUCGUGGCCCUAUGACAGCAGUUCAGAGCUGUUGUGCUUCUGCCUGGUUGCUGCAGAGCGUCCGGGGCUGGUGUUACAUCACCAUUUUUCUCCCUGUAUUCUUUGCACAGUGAAGCCUGGAAAGGAAGUUCAGGUCUGUCUAAUCAGUUUCUACAUCAUGUGAACAACAGCUUAGAAUGCACUUUGUUGUAUUUGUCCAAUUCUGGAUUAAAAAUGAUUAUUGCAAAAGCCUCCUGCGUGUGUUGCUGUGAUUGAGUGCUGUGUUCCAGCACUUCCAACUUGCCUGACAUCAAAAAAUGUCUCUUUGGUGGUCUGAUGGUGGCUGGGAUAAACAAGUCCUGGCAUUGGGUGGCUGUGGGAUGGUCCCCUGUGCUUCAAGACUCCUGCUGGAACAUCUGCAAUGGGUGACAGGGAGGGCAGCAGAUUGACUCAGCCUGGGCUGGGGAGUCCAGCACGCCCAGCUGUCUCUAGGUCCUGUCUGGUGGCACCAGGGUGGAGAGCUGGGUGUUUUAUCAGCUGUGACUCAUCCUGCACGGCAGUCGGGCACAGGGAGAGACAGGAGCAAUUAAAAAAAAAAAAAAAAAA